This is a messenger RNA of Oncorhynchus keta (chum salmon), 1257 nucleotides long. Its product is annotated as 5-hydroxytryptamine receptor 3A-like. NCBI's taxonomy places the organism in Eukaryota, Metazoa, Chordata, Actinopteri, Salmoniformes, Salmonidae. The record is from RefSeq and is a predicted model, not a curated record. Gene Ontology annotation, molecular function: neurotransmitter receptor activity; extracellular ligand-gated monoatomic ion channel activity; transmembrane signaling receptor activity. Gene Ontology annotation, cellular component: synapse; neuron projection; membrane. The transcript is spliced from 8 exons. Bases 133 to 1257 code for a protein of 374 amino acids. Gene Ontology annotation, biological process: monoatomic ion transmembrane transport; signal transduction; nervous system process.
ACAAACCAACCAUUCAACACAGCCAGUACAAACCAACCAUUCAACACAGCCAGUACAAACCAACCAUCCAACACAGCCACUUCAUCCAGUGCAACGACACCCUCCUGUACAACACGUCGAUGUCUGGCCAGCAUGCUGAUUGCGAAAGAAGCUCUGAGUCAGCCACAGUCUCCAUCAUGCAUCUCAAAUAUCAGUGUGCCGUUAAUAGUGUAUGAAACUCUGUCUGUCGACACAAAAGAUCUCCGCUUCGAGAGUCAUCUGCAAGUUAUGUUGUCUUGGGAAGACCCUGAUUUAUCAUGGAACACAUCAGUCUAUCAUCAUGAUAUGGUGGUCCUGCCUGUCAGCAAAAUCUGGACUCCUGAACUCCAUGUGACUAAUGGAGUGCAAACAACGAUGAAGCACGGCAACAAGGAUUUGCUGGUGCACAGCAACGGGACUAUAGAGCACAUGGUCAUCAUGAACACUGUGGUGGGCUGUGAGGUCAAUCUGUACAACUACCCCUUCGCUUCAGAUUUCUGCCCCAUCGCCAUCAAUGUAUGGGCACUUAAAGGAUGUGGCAUGUUCCUGAACUUCAGGAAUGUGAGCAAAACUAGCGCAAACCGUGGGGACUGGCUAACCGAGGAGGUGGAACUCAACACUAAAGGAGGCAGAGAUGAUCGCAACUAUCUAUGGGUGUCGCUGAAAAUGCGGUCUGAAAACCCCUUUCUGUCCCUGGUCCUGCCCAGUAUACUGAUCAUUGUGGCAGAUGUGGUGAGCUUCUCCCUGCCACUGGGAGGGGGCGAGCGUAUCUCAUUCAAGGUUACACUGGUUCUCAGCUUCAUCAUGUUCCUCAUCAUCCUCAACGACCUACUGCCUGGAGGAGGCCAGUGCAGCCCCAUCAUCCGAAAGCACUUCUGUUUCUGUUUGGUCAUCCUGGUGUUGAGCACGUUGCAGUCUAUGGUGCUCACACGCCUGGCUAAGUGUGGCACUCUCUGGCCCUGCAGCCUCUCCAAGUCCAAAGACUCACUGCUUAAAGACACAGACAAUGAAGAGGCCUCAGAGGAAGAGAAGAAUACAGCCCUCCAGAAGGUGGUGAAGUUUCUCAACAAAAUGGCUGCACAAGACCAGAAAAAUGCUAUACACCAUCGCUUUGCCAACAAAGUGGACUUGAUCUGUUUCUGUAUCUAUCUCACUGUCCUCAUUGUUUACUCAGUCAUCAUUUUAUAUUUCUCCUUUGGUUCUCAAUGUGAGAUCAACCAAUUAGAAUUCUGGUCAUAA